Glycine soja is the source of this 1350-nucleotide messenger RNA. Its product is annotated as protein MAIN-LIKE 1-like. Gene Ontology annotation, biological process: meristem development; meristem maintenance. The coding region runs from base 1 to 1350 and encodes 449 amino acids. NCBI's taxonomy places the organism in Eukaryota, Viridiplantae, Streptophyta, Magnoliopsida, Fabales, Fabaceae. The transcript is spliced from 6 exons. The record is from RefSeq and is a predicted model, not a curated record.
AUGAAAUUUGAGAGAAUGAAAUCAGUGAUGGAAUUUGCGGAGCGUCCUGAGUUGAAGUUAUCCUCUCAUGGGAGGAAGGUCCAUAGUUUAGGCAGGUCUGUCCUUGCCAUUGAGGGACUAGUUGUUGGGACAGGACUAAGUCCUCUGAUCGCGUGUUCGAUAGACACUGGCGAUUGGGGACUUUUGUCCUUGUUUGUUGAGCAGUGGCACCGAGAGACGUCUAGUUUCCAUCUCCCUGUGGGAGAGCCCUUGCACGUGGAUGAUGCAGUUCAGAUGCUGGUGGACAUAUUGAUGGUCUCUGCAAAGGCUGCCAGGGCUGAGAUAGGGCAGUGUCAUGGACCGUACGUACGCCCUCAAUGGGUACGUGAUAUCUACGAGCGUCGAUGCCAGGCAGGUCAUUGGACAGUUGCGGCUCGUGAGUAUCUUCUUCAUCUUCUGGGUUGGACUCUAUUUGCUAACAAGAGUGCAACCAAUGUUCAUGUUGUGUAUUUGGAGGCCCUUCGUGACCUCAGUCAGACCGGGAGGUACGCCUGGGGAGUAGAUGCGCUGGUGCAUAUGUACGACCACCUGAACGAUGCCUCUAUCAGCAGUAGCCGACAACUUGGCGAUUACAUCACACUACUGCUGUGCUGGAUAUACAAGCACUUUCCCUCAGUCGCAGAGUCCACUGCUGAUCAAGACUACAACGAGGAUUCACCGCAUGCCUGUAGGUGGAUUGCCACGAAGAAGACCGUGAAGAGCAUACGUACACCGGCGAACAGGGAGCGCCUGGACCGACUCUGGAUUCCGGAUGUCUGUUGGAUCCCAUAUGGGGAGCACCGACCGGUCUGGGACUUCCAUAUGAUUUCAUGCUAUUCUGGUCUCUUGCGGUGGGGGCCCGUUGCUGUGUAUUACCAACCAGAGAGGGUUAUGCGACAGUUUGGAUACACCCAGACCAUUCCUGCUCCGCCUGUCGAUUCAUGGGUGUCAUAUGAUGAUAUACACGACAGGUGGAUGCACUAUUCGAAUCAUAUGGUUCUAGCAGGCCAGACAUCAGAUCCUCUGCCAAAUGGUCAUGCUUUGCAAUCCCGAGUCAUCCCUCAGGCCCCAGAGACAGAUAUCCCUCACGUGCUAGAGCCAGGAGCACCAUCGACAUCUGCGAGGCCCGCUGUGGAGGAGCCUAGACAUGCAAUGGAAGUUUGCUAUGGGAUUGUUGAGAGGUUGGAGCACCAUUUGAGCCUAGGGGUGGUCACGCCAGGCUUAUCGACACAUGAGGUGAUCGAAGAAUGCCUCAGGAUGGUCAGGAGUGUCACACAAGACCAGCUAGUAUAUGUUAGGUCUCGACGUAGGCAGCACACAGAUCAAGCGUAG